This is a messenger RNA of Cladocopium goreaui, 1502 nucleotides long. The record is from the annotation of a GenBank genome assembly. NCBI's taxonomy places the organism in Eukaryota, Dinophyceae, Suessiales, Symbiodiniaceae.
CUCAACUGUCAUUCGCACCAAAAAUCAUGUCGACGUCGCCAACUUCGCCCACGUCCAACAAAACCAAGGAGAUCUUCCAGCGCUGGGACGUGCACGGCACAGGCGUCAUCACCCGGAAGCGCUUGACCGAGCUGCUGACGGCCGUGGCCGGGAAGAGCGUCACCGAAGAAGAAAUUGAGCGGUGUAUUGCAGAGGCCGACAAAAACAAGAAUGGCAUCAUCGAGUACAACGAAUUCAUCGAAUGGCUCCAACAGCCCAUGGGCACGGUGCGGAUGGGAAGUCAGGGUUUGGAAUACUUCGAUCUGGAGGCGUGUGUGCGGCCCCUCUAUGACGUCUACGACCAAGAUGGGGACGGCCUGGUUUCCAUGGAAGAAUUUAUCGGUUGCCAAACCAUCUUACAGAACUCGCUGGGACUGAAGAGUAAGGUCUCGCUUGAAGAGCAGUUCAAGAAGGAGUUUGGUAAAGAGGGAACCACAAGUGUUCCACUGCUGGAAGACGAUGCCAAGAGGGUCUUCGUUCAGGUGGACCAGGACAAGAGCCGCAGUAUCACCUUCAAGGAGUUCUUGGAGUGGCAACGAGAACAGCUGGUGGCUGCCAAGACGCCCAGCAAAGAAUUGGAAGAGCUGCUGCCUGCGCUGGCGCGACAGCUAAAGCGAGUCUUCAAGUUCGAAGAAGAGGAGGAGAUGAAUGCCUGCGACUCACGCGUCCUGCAACGGAUUGUGGACAACUUGGCGAAGUUCUGUGUGGAGAUCUGGUCUGAGAAGGAAGGCGAAAAGCAAAAGGCCAAACCCAUGUUGGCCCUGACCGGGAAGGCCCGGCACUACACCAACCGUUGGUCUGAGCCGCCUGUGGGCCUCAACACGAAGAAGUUGAAGGCCAAAUACUUGGCCACCGAGUCCUGCGUGGUAGCUGGCAAAAUCCAUGAGAACAUCGACUUGGAUCUCAUGGUGAUCCCUGAGCUCCUGGAAGGUGAGGAUGAGAGUCCGCGCAACCGUGUUUGGUUGGCACAGAUUAUCCAGAAGGUCACCAUGAAGGAUGGCAAAGUGAGGUCCGACGAUCCGGUUUACUACGAAUUCGUAUCCUUGUCCUGGAACAAGACAGUCGACGCGGUCGUCAAAUUUCACAAGUCUUACGAUGCAAUGCCUCCAGAAUUGCGGAUGUUUUCUCUCCUGAAGGCAGAAUGCGACUUUAGCAGCAGGCUCAAUUGGCCACAGUUGCAGCGCGUCUUCAACAGGUGUAAGAGCCAUGGCAUUGUCACUGCCGCGCAACACACGGAGUACAACCAAACGAUGGAGCUACGGGUGACGAAAGCCUUAAAGGAAGAGGAUUUGCUGACUGGUUUGUCCAAAGAAGAGACAGAGAAGAAGAUUGAGGAGAACUUGGUUGCUCUAACCCAGAGGCCCCAAGAUGUCAUGGCAUUGAUGAGCGACUUGAAGAUGUUUCAAGUGAGCUCAGUUUGGGCAGACUUUAUGACAUGAGCCACUGACUCUAGGAAACCAAAU